Messenger RNA from Knipowitschia caucasica, 990 nucleotides. The record is from the annotation of a GenBank genome assembly. NCBI's taxonomy places the organism in Eukaryota, Metazoa, Chordata, Actinopteri, Gobiiformes, Gobiidae.
AUGCCAAAACCAAGCCAUAAACGAGGUGAGUUGGAUCCCACGCCAGCAAGCCAAACCGGCCUUGAGGAAAAGGGCGCUGGUAGCGCUGAUGGUACUUCAGAAAUACUGAAGGAACUCAAACUAUUUCGAACUGAAACGGCAGGGAACUUUGGUGUACUGAGGAAGGAGGUGAGCGACAUAAAGCUUAACUUCGAAGAAUUAAAAACAAGGGUGAAUGACGCCGAACAGAGGAUCGCAGAUAACGAGGAACGUAACAUGGAUCUGACUAAAGUGCUGUUUCAUCUGAUGCGUAAACAAAAGUACCUUGAGGAGAAGUGUGAGGAUCUGGAAGGCCGUUCACGGAGAAAUAAUUUGAGAAUUUACUCAGUACCGGAGAAAACUGAAGGCAGCAAUAUGAUUGUGUUUAUAGAAAAGCUAAUUCGUGAACAGCUUAGUAUCCGGGAGGAGAUUUACAUUGAAAGGGCGCAUCGCGUAGGAGGAACAGGUGUCUCCGUGGGACGUGCUGCUGCGGAUUUCACCAGAUCUAUCAUCGUUUGUUUUCGCAGUUUUAAGGAGAAACAACGAGUGCUGCAUGCUGCAUGGUCUCUAAAGGACAUUCGUAUUAACGAUCAACGGAUAUAUUUUGACGAGGAUUACACCACUGAAGUGUUUAAGGAGCGCGCAAAAUACAGGAGCGCAAGGAAACAACUCCAGGAGCGAAAAAUCAAGUCUCGCAUUCUCUACCCUGCAAAACUCAUGUUGUUUCUGCAGGAUGGAAAGACUAAGAUUUUUGAAAACCCACGAGAAGCAGCUGAGGGUCUAAAGGACUUUGGCGUAACGAUGGAAGUCCCAAGAAAAGAGCCGGAUUGGGACUCAGCGCUGCGGGCUGCGGGAUGGCAGUCCCCCCGCAGGAGGAGCAAACGUGCUCCCGCCGGGGAAAUAACAGCCAGCGUUGAAUCUCUUCGACUUUCCUUGGUCAGUUAUGAAAAUGAUAAAACAGACGACGACUAA